Zeugodacus cucurbitae (melon fly) is the source of this 1487-nucleotide messenger RNA. Its product is annotated as WSCD family member CG9164. The coding region runs from base 403 to 1368 and encodes 321 amino acids. The transcript is spliced from 8 exons. Gene Ontology annotation, molecular function: sulfotransferase activity. Lineage: Eukaryota; Metazoa; Arthropoda; Insecta; Diptera; Tephritidae. The record is from RefSeq and is a predicted model, not a curated record.
CAAACUUGUCUACUUAUAUGUGGUGUGUUGUACGAGGCGAUGGGAAUAUCCGUGUACGACGUGCUGUGGAAUAUAAACAUUACAAAAUAGUAAAAUAUAAAAGAAAAUGGAAAAUUUAAAUGUUUUUACACAUUAUUAGUAAUAAAGUAUAUAGAAAAUGUAUGCACGCGCAUAUAAAAGUGUUAAAAUGCAAGAGAUUUUGUGAACUUUGAUUUCUUGCCAUACAAUUUUCAUUGUAAAGACUUCCAUCUAACUAAAUAGCAUAAAUUAAAGUAGCUCUUUUUGUUCUUGGUGACACAAACAACCGUUAUGUGAACAAAACUAUUAUCCUCUGUGCAACAUGUUGCGUGAGUAUAAUAUAGUUCCAUCUACAUAUGAAAUUAUGAAUGAAAGAAAUACGAAAUGAUAUUACAAAGCUGGCGGCUAUUCGGAGUUUCAGUAAUUAUCAUUAUUUAUAUAUGCAGCGUAUUGUUAUUUUCUAUAAAUAGUUCACCUCGCUCAAAUCAGAAAAAUGGACGCAUCGAAAGGUUUGCUGAGUUCGCCAAUUUUCAUAACACUCGAUUUCGUGGUUUCACCUCAAAAGCUAGUAUUCGCUGGUGCAACGGCCUUAAGUAUCUCAAGACAGACCCACCCAAUUACAUGAUCACAACUGCUUCUGCACAAAGCGCCAAUAAAGUAACAACUACAGAAGAUAUUAAAGAUAACGCUAUAUAUAGAAUCACGGGUCUGACUGCCUUAGCUUCAUUUCCGGGAAGUGGCAAUACCUGGCUUCGUUACCUAUUGCAGCAAGCGACUGGGAUUUUAACGGGGAGUGUCUACAAAGAUUAUGGGUUAUUGAAGACUGGUUUUCCGGCUGAAAAUGUCCGUAAUAACUCUGUAUUGUUAGUGAAAACUCACGAAUUCGGCCCUAAAGCAUGGGAACCAUUUACUAAAGCAAUUUUACUAGUACGCGACCCUGAGAAGGCGAUAUUGGCUGAAUUUAAUAGACAAAGCGGCGGGCAUAUCGGUUUUGCGUCUCCCGACCGUUAUAAAAGAACUAAAGGAAAGUAUUGGCAGCAGUUCGUGCUUAAAAGUUUGAAAAUGUGGGAAGCGACUAAUCUAAGCUGGGCCCGUGACUUCUCAGGCAAUGUCAAAGUUGUCUUCUACGAGGAUUUGGUGGGAAAUUUAGAAGUAACUUUAAGAGGAAUUCUUAACUUUUUAGAGUUUCCCGUUAACGAGGAACUCUUAAGCUGUACUUUGAUGAGAAGAGAGGGCGUUUUCCGGAGAAAGAAGCGAUUUCUAAAUUUUGAUCCAUUUCCUAUGUCGAUGCGUUCAAUCAUAAAACAAAAAAAGAUGGAGGUGUAUAAAUAUCUUGAAAAUCUCAAAUAACGCUAGUCAAUAAAAGCGCUUCACUACAUGCAUAUACAGUAAUCACCGAUUAAGUGACCCUUUUUAACAUGCUUAAGUGCCUCGAAGUACUUACCAAGCCUUUUCUCAAACACUUCAAU